Aureobasidium subglaciale EXF-2481 is the source of this 575-nucleotide messenger RNA. RefSeq lists its product as uncharacterized. Bases 171 to 476 code for a protein of 101 amino acids. The transcript is spliced from 2 exons. The record is from RefSeq and is a predicted model, not a curated record. Lineage: Eukaryota; Fungi; Ascomycota; Dothideomycetes; Dothideales; Saccotheciaceae.
GGAUUGGCUGUCCGUGAGUGCGGAUCAGCAGUCGUGCGGACACACAGUGAGACGUGCUUCAACAUAAGGCUUGAUAUCUCGUGCUCGUCUUCAGCUCGACAGAUGCUCGUCUGUUUCGUUCAGUGUCUUCGGGAGAGAGACAUGGAACUCGCUCGUUCAACAGCUCCGAGAUGGCGAUCAACGACAGUGGGCAAGACGGUGGAACGCUGCAGUUGAAUCGCACGGCCUUUCCGAAGACUGCACCUGUGCUUGAUCGCAUACGGGACACAUGGUGUAAUAUCGCAAGCGUUGGCAGUUGUCAUGUUCUCUUGCGGCUCAGCCAAACCAGACCUGCGACACCUGUUUGCGGGCCCUCGAAUAUUCACAUGGAAUGCACAUGGCAGCAUGCAAAGUCUAGAUGCAUGUUGUUGGGCGAUGAUCGUCUGUCAAUCCUAGUAGAGAAUCAAGUCUCGGUGACACGGAAAGCGACAUCCUGAUUUACACAGCGGUUUGAUGAGGGGUAAGCAAGCCUCUAUUCCAAAUGUCAGCUCUUGGUAGUGCCGCAUUAUUCAAGAAGAAUUUGAUCUCAGUCUUAA